AUGCAUCGCAAAGGUCAAUUGUCCGGGUCUACCACAGAGGUGGUUCGUCCAGAGCCGCCAAGGCCUGAUGAAAAAGCCGGCGACUCUCAUUCGUUUCCAGACGGAGGCUUGCAGGCGUGGCUCGUCGUUCUGGGAGCUUUCUUCGGUCUCUUUGUCAGCUUUGGAUGGACAAACUGCGUCGGCGUGUUCCAAGAAUAUUACGAAACCCACCAGCUCGCUUCCUCUUCACCAAGUACAGUGUCUUGGAUUCCGGCGGUUUCUAUGUUCACAAUCUUUCUUGCGGGUCCCUUUGUCGGCCAAUUGUUUGAUCAUUUUGGUCCUCGCAUUCUUCUUCUUCUCGGCGCCCUCGUCCACGUAUUCGGCCUCAUGAUGGCGUCCAUCUCCUCCGAGUAUUAUCAAUUCAUGUUGUCCCAGUCUAUUUGCAGUCCCAUCGGCGCCGCCAUGGUCCUAUAUCCUUCCUUCAGCUGCAUCACCACGUGGUUUCAGAAGAAGCGUGCCCUCGCUAUGGGUAUCGCCGCCAGUGGAUCCAGCCUGGGCGGAGUCGUGAUGCCGAUAAUGGUGAACCAAUUGGUUCCCACCAUUGGCUUUGGCUGGGCGAUGCGAUCAUGUGCGUUCCUAAUGCUUGGUCUGCUCAUCAUAACCAACUUGACCGUUCGAUCACGCUUCCGUCCGCAGCCGAAAAACUUCGGAAUUGCAGCCUUCUUUACAACCUUCAAGGAUCUUCCCUUCCUCCUGCUAUCCAUGGCCGCAUUUUUCUAUUCCAUGGGUAUGUUCAUACCAAUCACGUUUAUGGUGACAUAUGGGAGAAGUAGAGGCAUGUCAACGGUGCUUUCUGGGUAUCUAGUUUCUAUAUUCAAUGGGGCAAGCGGCAUUGGUCGCAUCCUCCCAGGAUACAUGGCAGAUAAAGUGGGAAAUUACAAUGUGUCGUUUUGUGCGGCUUCGCUCUCCACCAUCUUGGUCUUCGGAGUAUGGCUACCUGGGCAAUCUCACGCAACGACCAUAGUCUUUGCAGCCAUGUUCGGCCUCAGCACGGGAACCUAUACGGCUGUGAGUCCCGCACUUGUAGCCCAGAUAUCGGAUAUACGGGAGAUUGGUCUCAGAUCGGGUGCCAUGUACGCAACCAUGUCUGUAGCCGCUCUCACGGGGAGUCCGAUCGGAGGUGCUCUUAUUACGGCCGCUGGAGGAGGUUAUUGGAAACUGCAGGUCUUCACGGGAAUUAUGAUCGCCAUUGGAACUGCCUUCUAUGGCGCCUCCAAACUAUACCUGGCAAAAGGCAAACUCUGGACCAAGGUGUAA
Trichoderma citrinoviride is the source of this 1296-nucleotide messenger RNA. RefSeq names its product MFS general substrate transporter. Gene Ontology annotation, biological process: transmembrane transport. NCBI's taxonomy places the organism in Eukaryota, Fungi, Ascomycota, Sordariomycetes, Hypocreales, Hypocreaceae. The record is from RefSeq and is a predicted model, not a curated record. Bases 1 to 1296 code for a protein of 431 amino acids. Gene Ontology annotation, cellular component: fungal-type vacuole membrane. Gene Ontology annotation, molecular function: transmembrane transporter activity. The transcript is spliced from 4 exons.